CAUGACAUACUCCUUACAGUAAAAUCCCAAUAUGGCAGAAGCGGCGGGUCUUACACGGUAACUAAAGCAACAUUUCAACGUAACACUGAAACGUUGUCAAAUUCAACACUAAUCUACACAAGACGGCCGCUAUGAGGGAGAGACAGAAGAAAAAGAAGGGGAGGACCUGGGCAGAAGCUGCUAAAACGGUAUUGGAAAAAUACCCCAAUACACCCAUGAGCCACAAAGAGAUUCUACAGGUGAUCCAGAGGGAGAGACUGAAAGAAAUCAGAAGUGGUACUUCCCCGCUGGCCUGUCUCAAUGCUAUGCUCCACACCAACUCUCGCGGUGAAGAAGGGAUCUUCUACAAAGUACCUGGACGAAUGGGAGUCUACACACUGAAGAAGGACAUUGGGGAUGUGGUGAAGGAGCUGUCUGAGGAGGGGUCUGAGGAGGACAGUAGUGAUAACCUGUCUGAUUCCCAGAGGAGCUCAGAGAACAACAACACUGACAGACAGACGGGCAGGAGGGGAGGCUGGCGGAAGACAGUGCCCUCCAAACUGCCAUCUGACCCAUCGUCUCCUCAGCCACGCUGUUCAUCUCCCUCUGUGCCCAGCAGCAAGCUAAUCUCUCCCUCACAGAAACACAGCAAGAAAGCCCUCAAGCAGGCCUUGAAGCAGCAGCAGCAGAGGAACCAGCGGAGACAGGGGGGCUUGCCCACCACCACGAGCCCCAGACUGCUCCUCAAGUCUGUCAAGGACAUGGCUGACACCAUCGCCACUAAGACUGACUCCUGUCCCGCUGCUGGUACCAGAAAGAUGUCCCAAAGGUCCAAUCGACUCGUAAGUGCACGGCAGCUGAAGCGUACCAAGUGUGUGGAGAUAGAUGUUGAGACACCAGACUCUAUCCUGGUUAAUACCAACCUGCGUGCCCUGAUCAACAAACACACCUUCUCUGUCCUGCCCACAGAGUGCCAACAGAGGCUUCUUACACUGUUGCCUGAGGUCGACCAACAGGCCUGUAUGGACGGUAUGUUGAAGGUCACCAGUUCUGCCUUGAACAAUGAGUUCUUCACAUCAGCAGCUCAGUCCUGGAAGGAACGACUGGCAGAAGGUGAGUUCACUCCUGAGCUGCAGCUGAGAAUGCGCCAGGAGAUUGAGAAAGAGAAGAAGGUUGAGCAUUGGAAGGAAAGCUUCUUUGAGAGCUAUUAUGGUGAAAACUCUGGACUCAGUUUAGAGGAAUCCAAAGAGCUCCUUGAGUCUGGUUUCAGUCUGGACCUGAAACCCCAGUCUCCUCCUCCGUCACAGCUACGUCCUGCUGGCCAAGCACAGCAAGACCCAAAGGUCCCAGAGAACAGCUGCCAAACGCGCUCCUCAGAGAGGAGGCUCCGCUCAUCCUCACUGCCAAUAAACUCCACGUGUAAGCCAGUAGAAACUACAUCGAAACCCAUAGAGCGUCCCAAGCCAAGGCCAGAAGUAGAUCCGGUCCAGGGGGAACCAGUAGGAGCCCCGCCCGUUCUCCCACCAGUUGUACAGAGGACACUGGAGAUGGAGUACCCCAGACACAGGACUCGUAGCAGAGGUUUGUCCCUGUCCAUAACGCCAAUGGAGGCGCCUGUGGUUCGGAGACAGGAUGUAAUGGACCCCACGUCUGCGGAUACUCCACCUGGGGAGAAGCAGAAUGAGGAGCGGGAGCAGGAGUUGAAAGAAGCCCAAUUAGUUAUCCCCCAGUCUCCUGAGAUCCCAGAAUCCCCUGCACAGACGGGUCACCCGGAGGUCUGUCCCCAGAGGAAGCUCAGAUCAUCACUGCAGACGGAUCUUCCAGAGUCGGAACCUCUGGACGUGGACAACGACAGUAGCGAGAGGAAGGAAGAUUUUGAGGUCACACCAGAGAGAGGAGCCUUAGUCACUCCUGUUUCCACUCCUGUUUCCACUCCUGUUUCUAUUCCAAUUUCUACUUUUCCUACUCCUGUUCUUGUUCCUAAUUCUGUUCCCACUCCUGUUCUUACUCCUGUUCCUACCCCUAUUUCUACUCCUGUUUCUACACCUGUUCCUACCCCUAUUUCUACUCCUGUUUCUACACCUGUUCCCACCCCUGUUUCUACUCCUGUUCCCACCCCUGUUUCCACCCCCGUAUCAACUCCUGCAUCCACACCUAUAUCCACCACGCCGUCCCCGGAGCCGUUGAAAAGGAAGUCCUCAUCCAGUGAACAGGAAGUAGAUCUCACUCCGGAGAAAAGGCCCCGUGUCACUCCACCAGCAGUGUCCGUUGUAACCCCUCCAUCAGCUUCAGGAACCACUGCACAGAGAGUGCCUCCUCUUAAGAUACCUGUGUCGCGGAUCCUGUCAGUCCCUGCAUCUCCAACCCAGGUUUCCCCCAGGACCCCUCUCCCUGUCCCCCUUAGCCCUGGCCCCAGCUCCGGCCGCACUGGUGCUCGCACUUUGGCAGACAUCAAGGCUAAAGCCCAGCUGGCCCGGGCUCAGCGUGCAGCCGCAGCUGCUGCAGCCAUCUCAUCCUCUAAAGGUGCAGUACCAGGCCCAGGACCAGGAGGAGGCAGCGAAGAGCAGGCGAGCCAUAGAGCUUCAGCCCAGGCCUUCCACUCCAGCCCCUUGUCCUUCGCCCAGUCUCAGUCAACCGCCUGCCGGCCAGCGAGCAGCACACCCUGUCAAUCACCUGACACAGUCUCCACACCAGCCCAGUCCUGUUCUGUCCAAUCGUCAGGCUCCUCUGGGCUUCUUGACCUUAGCCUGUCCCAGAGAAUCUCCAAAAUUGGCAGAGCCUCUCUCCAGGAUGACCACCAAAGAGGAUACUCCGCUGGUCACAUAAACUCAGGCUUUGUGUUGGGCACUCAACAAGGCAACAUUCAGAACACGCCUCACACAUCCGUUUCACCAUCAGCCUCUAGCUGCACUUCGUCCGUAUGUGGUGUGAACAGCCAGGAUGUGUCCGGUGUGUCAGGGAACUCCAUGGCAGCCAGGGUUAGCCACUUCAUCCCUGCCAACAACCCCCUGGUCACCUCUCUCCUCCAGGGAAAAGAGGUCCCUAUGGACCAGAUCCUUCCCAAAUCGCUGGGCCAGGCCAAAUCCUCCAACGAUGACAAAGGGAAGACUAGGUCCCACAGCACAGCAGGAGCAGCCAACGGUGAGAGCCAGAGCCACUACCUACACUCUGGUGGUCUGGAUGACUACAGACCUGACCAGCCUGGUUCCACAGGCCAGUCCACCGUAGCUGGAACAAGAGCAGGUAUUUUUGCCGAGCUCCGCCGUCAUAAAAGGGAAACGCUUAACAAAGAUACCCAGGAGCAGAUCCUCCAGACUCUGAUGCACAGGGCCACCCAGCAACAACAGAACCAGCCAUAUAGGGUACCAGGCGGUACUCAGCCUGCCCAGUUGGGAGCAUGUCACCUAGGGCACCAGGGGGAGUGUGGGGACUGCCCCCGGUUCCCCUCUGGAUUCCCCGGACGGAAGAGGAUGUCCAGGCCCGCCAUGUCAGGGCACUACCUCCUCAAUAUCUCAACCUACGGACGAGGCUCGGAGAGCAGCAGACGCUUCAACCCAGUAGCUAGUGCUAACACCUCCCUGAACCCAUUGGCCAAUCUGAAAAGAGAGCACACCGAGGGGGAGGAGCUGGCUAACGGAGGGGUGGAGUCAGUGGAGACGAAGCCUCUUUGUUAUUCUAACACCGCUGAAGUCAAAUUGGAACAGCAGGGCUUUUCAAUCACAAAGCUGGAUGAAGCGCUGGGCUUUCAACACUGCAGGGUCAAGUCUGAGUCGCCAUCGGAGGGGGGCUGUCUACUGGAGUGGGAUGACAGCAGUUCAGCCAGCAUAGAGAAAGACAGUGGCACUUCUGCAAGCGCCAAAGAAACCAACCCUUCUACACAAACACAGCACAGGAAGCGCCCAGAACUUUGCAAUACUAAACAGGGUGGUCGUUCUGAGCCAUAUGGGAUAUCUGUAUCCCCGUGUCUGGGGACCGUGGACCCCAUCCAUCACAGUACUCACCAGCGUCAGCCUGCCUUUCAAACCCAGAGACCUCCCGCAGAUCAUCAGGGUUCUUUGGUGGGGUCCUACUACGGUGGCACCAUCAGCAUGUCUGUUCCUCAGGCUCUGAGUCUGAACCACAGUACCACAGCUGCUUCCGGCAGCGCGUCCAGCACCACCUCCUCCGUAUCCGGCGGCGACGGCGGGAGCGGCACCGGCAGUGUCAUGUCUUUCUCUGUGACCGUCACCACCAUACCUGCAGGUCACCCACUGGACAGCCAGGGGGACAGGUCUCCAGAGCAGGGCUUUCUCGAAGGAUCCGUUAUAGAGGAUGUUCAGUCGAAAUGCUAUUGCCGACUCAAAGCUAUGAUCAUGUGUAAAGGCUGUGGGGCCUUCUGCCAUGAUGAUUGCAUCGGCCCUUCCAAACUCUGUGUCUCAUGUCUGGUGGUACGAUGAAACCAACGGUAAUGGUCAUAAAUGUGGAAAUGAUUCAUUUCAAAUUGUUAUUAUAGCACCAAGUUACGAAUCAGCAUCAGGUUUUGUCAACGAGUAGCGCUUACCAGCAGGCUUGGGGUCAGUUCAGUUUACAUUCAGGAAGUGAACUGAUUUCGAUGUUCAAUUUCAAAUUGUUAAGUGGCUUUCCCUGAGGAUGCAAAGCAUUAACACUGGACGACCCUAAUGAAUUCGAUUGUUUCAUCUAAUCCAUCUGACGAAGAGUGGUUUGUUUUGUGCAAUUCAUAGUAGUGAUUUUGUCUUGUUCCGUUGAAGUCAAAUCUGCACCUUCUUUCAGACCUGAGAGAAAUAUUGAAUCUUGGCAAUAUUUUGCACUUGGAUAUGUUAUUGUGCUAUAUUUUUGUAAAGAUAGUUUAGAUUUGAAAAAAGGUAGAAAAAAAAUGAAUGUUCCUAUUUUUGUAGAACGUAAUAACAAUGUUAUUAUGUUACAGACUGCCACUCCUAGUUGUGGAGACAUUUUCAAAGGUGAAGAAGGGAUUCACAUUUUUAUUUAGAGACCUGCUAGGCCUUGUGUGUAGGUAAGGGAUUACAAAUAUACUGAUUUAUAUAGAUUUGAAAGGUUGCAAUCAAUCAUGUAUAUAGUUAAUACUAGAAACAUUCGUACAGUUAUAUUCAAUGAUAGUAGAUAUUUCAAAUUAUUUGGAUUAUACAAUAUAUUAUGUCACAUAAUAAUUGCACAUAGCGUUUUUACAUACUAAAAGUUACUGGCAAAGGACUUGAAUGACAGUGCUCUACUCUGUGUGUACUCGACAGUUUAUUUAGUGUUUAGUUGCACUCUAACCAUGGUAAUGAACCCAUUGAGGAGUAGCUGAGUAGCCUGCUACUAAAUCUGUUUGUGUUGUUGUAUGACAAUGAGGAUAAGAGUUAGGUAUGCAGCAGAAACACAUCUGGGAGCAGGCUACAAAAAGGUAUUUGUCAACUCAGUUUAUCGUGUGACGUUUUUCCGACACCGUAAUCUGUCAUAGCCUCCUCCUUAAGCCUCGGCUUGUAGAUAUUCUGUCUUAUGACGCUUUUGUUUUAAUACUGAUUAGUUUUCUGUUUGUUCACAACAGGGUAACUACCAAUGUUAGCUGUGAUGUACAUCUAAAACACUGAGAAAGAAGGGAGAAAAAUGACCAUUUCUGUUUUUGUAUACAUUUUCUUUUGGGUUGCUAGAUUUAGAAAUUAAUUCUCUAGCUUAGCUUUAUGUACCUUGCUUAAGCAUAUCCAACAUGACGUUUUUAUUGCAAAAUAGUUUAUAUCUCUAAAAGAAAUAACACAAAUAACACUUUAAACGCUAAAUGCUGUACUAUCAUGAAACCAAUCAAAGUUGUAUAGGUUCCAUGUACAGAUGGAUAGGGAGGUAGGGGUACAAUUUACUACAUAUACAAUAAAUGAACAUCACAUUGGAAUUAUAAAAUAAAAAUAUAGAUCAUAUUUUAGAACUAAUCUAAAACUGAAAAUGUAUGUGUACCAAUAUAUUUUAUAGAUAUCAUUUCGUGGUAACAUGCCAAAGUCACCUUAUGAAGAGUAAAGGAUCAGAUCUCGUUUUAAAAUGUCUGACUAGUUAAACAAAGUAAUAUAUUUUAAGUCAUAUAUUUUAAUAUAAAAAUUAUAUUUACAAAUCAUUUUUCAAAAACAACAGGGUAUUUACAAGAAUUAUAUAUAUUGGCUGUCCCUUUUUUUCAUGCAUUUGUUCAAGAGUGGACAGACCACUUCAUACACAAUGACUUUUGUAAUGUAAAGAAUCCCAGGCUUUCUGAUUCUGGUCUGUAUGACCUAUGUAUUUUUAUGGAAAUCUAAGUACAUGUCCUGUCUGGAAUAUUUUAUCCCUCUGAACUGUAUGCUCUUGUAAUGACUUUGCUUAAUAAUAUAAGGGCAAUUGUUUUAUGUCUUAAACAUAUUUUCAACAUUAUGUGCUUAUUUGGGGGAAAUGUAUGCCUGUAAGCUCAUAUAUGUUUUUAACUGGUUGGUGGAUUGGAUCCAGGCUGUGUGUGUGUUUGUGAAGAUUAGUUGAUGUGUUUUGUUCAUGAUUUUCAAACGUUCCCAAGAUUUGUGUUACAAAAUGCAACCUUUUCCCUAUAAUGAUGUACUAGGUUUGAUCAGGGCCCUUUAGUGUGGUCAAGAGUUGUGCACUAUAAAGGGAAUGGGAUGCAUUUGACACCCAACCAAUUUGUCCAGAAUCAGAUAAUAUAAUUAAUCUUUUUAUUCUAAGGAUAUAUUCACCAAGUUAUGAUUCUCCAGUGUCAUUUCAAAUAUUUUAUGAAUUUGAUCCAUAAAAUGUUCUAAUUUCUAUUUAAAAUAAAUAUGUAUUUCAUUUUUAUUUGGUUUACCAAACUGUAGUUUUGAGAAUUAAUAUAAUUGUUUUAUGUAAUUUAAUUUAGUUAAAUUGACUGAUUCGUCAGUGGAACUAACUGACUCACUCUGGAUAAGAGUAACUGUGCUAAGUAACUAAAAUGUAAAAAUGUGUCAGUUUGAUGUUGAUGGAUUGCCAGGAUGAAAAAGUUUUUCCCACGUUUUAGAAAACAAGCAGCUGACAUCCUGUAAGUUUGAGGGAGGUUCAAAAUUUGGCCUGGGACACCUAAAAAAGAAUGUUAUUGCAUUAACUUGCAAACUUUGCUGCAACUAAUUGCGAUUAUUACAGAUUCUGAAAGUGUUCUAUAGUAAAAUGUUUUCAUAGAAGACAAUUCACAGAAUAUUGCAGUCUUGAUUUUGUCGAAAGUAACAGCAAAAUUAGGUAUAGAAAGCACACUUUAUUUAACCCCAAUGCAAACUUGUUUUUUUACAUGGCAUUGUAGAUUUUAGCUGUAUAGAUGUAUUCUGGAUGUUUUUUGUGUAUUUUUAACACAUUUACACAAUGCGAAUUAUCGCAAUAACAAAAUUGGCUCUAAAAUUACACAAGCACUAAAAUAAACUCUAGCUAACUGAUGAACUCUAACAGCCCUUGUUAAAAUAUGGACUCAGUAGCUUCUCCUUUGUCUGUGUUUCUCAAACAUUGAAUUAAUUUUCAAACAAAUCAAUAGUCUAAAUUCAGAGAGAUAUAAUGAUUGGAUCCAUUUUUAAAUCUUAGGACAAAAAUGUAAGGCUGAUGAUAGAAAAAACAAGUGUCUUAAGUGUCAUCAGGCAAUCACAAAUGGUUUGAAUAUGUAUGUUUAUCAUGUGAAGGGUGCAUUGCCCACUGUCUGUGUCAUCUUUGCUGUUUUCAGAUUGGAAAGUGUCCAUUUUAAAAUGCAGGUGAAUGUAAAAUAGUUAUCAGCACUUGUAAACAAAAGUGUAUUUUAUCAAACAAUAUAUUAUAAAUAAAUAACAAUGG
This is a messenger RNA of Esox lucius (northern pike), 7764 nucleotides long. It is a transcript of the gene asxl2, whose product is annotated as ASXL transcriptional regulator 2. The coding region runs from base 132 to 4415 and encodes 1427 amino acids. Gene Ontology annotation, cellular component: PR-DUB complex. The transcript is spliced from 13 exons. NCBI's taxonomy places the organism in Eukaryota, Metazoa, Chordata, Actinopteri, Esociformes, Esocidae. Gene Ontology annotation, molecular function: peroxisome proliferator activated receptor binding; DNA binding; chromatin binding. Gene Ontology annotation, biological process: positive regulation of transcription by RNA polymerase II; animal organ morphogenesis. The record is from RefSeq and is a predicted model, not a curated record.